AUGGCCUUCACCAUUUUCAAAUCUUGCCUUCUGCUAUUUUCUAUUUUCUUCUCAACUUCUGCACUCAAUGCUACCAUAGAAGAAUCCCAUCUCACUUUCAUAAGAUCAUUAUGCAAAUCCACACCACACCCUGAUGCCUGUUUAGAUUCACUCAAACUCUCCAUUUCUAUAGGUAUAUCUCCAAAUAUUCUUAAUUUUCUCCUCCAAUCACUCAAAACUGCCUUGUUUGAAGGUGCAAAAGUUUCAAGUCUGUUAUCAGGUGCUGGACAAACAAAUCUCCUUGAAAAACAGAAAGGUACAAUCCAAGAUUGCAAGGAGCUGCACCAAAUAACACUGUCUUCCCUAAGAAAAUCCAUGUCUUGGAUCAGUUCAUCUGAUUCAAGAAAAUUAUCUGAUUCCAGGGCAUUUCUUAGUGCAGCUCUAACUAACAAAAUCACUUGUUUAGAAGGCCUAAACCUUGCUUCUGGCCCUCUAAAAUCAUCUUUACUUUAUUCAUUGAUAACAACUUAUAAGUAUGUAAGCAAUUCCCUGUCAUUUCUCUCCAGGCCAGGUGCACCCACAGGCCAUAAAAACCGGCGGCUUCUGGGUGUUCCAGGGUGGAUGUCAAGAAAAUGUCGCCGGAUUUUGCAGAGUUCUGGCGAUGAAUAUGAUCCCAACGAUGUGCUCACGGUAGCUGCAGAUGGAACAGGGAACUUUACUACGAUUAAUGAAGCAAUAAAUUUCGCUCCGAGUAACAGUGUUGAUAGAAUAAUCAUUUACAUUAAAGAAGGGGUGUAUCAAGAAAAUGUGGAAAUUCCAAGUUGGAAGCCUAACAUUGUUCUUCUUGGUGACGGGAUUGAUGUCACUGUAAUUAGUGGUAAUAGAAGUGUAGCCGAUGGUUGGACUACUUUCAGAUCUGCAACUGUAGCUGUUUCCGGGGAGGGGUUCUUGGCACGAGACAUAACCUUCGAGAACACAGCAGGACCAGGGAAACACCAGGCAGUAGCCCUUCGUGUUAACGCAGACUUAUCUGCCAUCUACAGGUGCUCCAUUAAUGGCUACCAAGAUACAUUAUAUGUCCACUCCUUCAGACAAUUCUACAGAGAAUGUGACAUUUCUGGGACAAUCGACUACAUUUUCGGAAAUGCAGCAGUUGUUUUCCAGGGCUGUAACAUAAUCUCGAGAAUGCCAAUGGCAGGACAAGGUACAGUGAUCACGGCACAAUCCAGGGACACCCCAGAUGAGGAUACUGGGAUUUCAAUACAGAACUGUUCUAUUCUGGCUACUGAUGAAUUGAACUCUAAUUCGAGCCGUUUCAAGAGUUUUCUGGGAAGGCCCUGGAGAAAUUAUUCUAGAACAGUUUAUUUGGAGUCCUAUAUUGAUGAUUUUAUUGCACCAGAAGGGUGGACAAAUUGGGUGGGGGAUGAAGGUUUGGACACUUUGUAUUAUGGAGAGUAUGAAAAUUAUGGCCCUGGAUCAAGAACUGAUGACAGAGUUACUUGGCAGGGUUUUCAUUUAAUGGAUUACUAUGAUGCAUCAAACUUUACAGUUUCUAUGUUUGUUGCUGGAGAGGAAUGGUUGGGUUCUACUUCCUUUCCUUAUGAUGAUGGGGUUUGA
Molecule: messenger RNA, 1596 nt
Organism: Fraxinus pennsylvanica
Lineage: Eukaryota; Viridiplantae; Streptophyta; Magnoliopsida; Lamiales; Oleaceae
Source: the annotation of a GenBank genome assembly